This is a messenger RNA of Cadophora gregata, 8726 nucleotides long. RefSeq lists its product as uncharacterized. The transcript is spliced from 6 exons. NCBI's taxonomy places the organism in Eukaryota, Fungi, Ascomycota, Leotiomycetes, Helotiales, Ploettnerulaceae. The coding region runs from base 597 to 7730 and encodes 2377 amino acids. Gene Ontology annotation, cellular component: nucleus. Gene Ontology annotation, molecular function: ATP hydrolysis activity; ATP binding; ATP-dependent chromatin remodeler activity. The record is from RefSeq and is a predicted model, not a curated record.
GACGUCUAAAUUGAGGCUGCCUUUAAGACAUCGACAUCCCACCCCUAGCAGCAAGAUCCCGCUGAGGCUUCGGCUUCUCUCCACAAAAAGACACAAGCCCACCGAGUCAAUUCUCCCAAGCCAAUUCUCAUCCACACCGUAAAUGCUCACGUGAUGACGCUACUGUAAUCCGAUAAGCUAAGAUAAGGAGGACGCGAUCGCGAUGGAAGUGCAGCCUUGUCUGUUCCGUUAACUUCAACUCUCUUUUCCAAACUUAACCACCACGCUCCUUCCUCUCCUUUCGCACUCCACCUUCGUUCUGUUCCGUGAGAGCACGAUCAGUUCCACUUUCACGACCUUCACGAUUUACGAAUUUACUUACGCGUAUGCGCCUGAGCUCCCAUGGUUGACUCGAUCACCUUCCUAACAUCCUGCGCAAUUGCGGUUUGCCAACCCAAGACAGGCAGUGAGCGCAUCUGUGCCAUCCUGCGGAUAACUGCAUGAGGUUUUCAGCGCUUCAGACCUCGAGACUCGCUCUCAAGCUGUCUUGGUCGAAGAAACCGGUCGACCCAAAACACCUUUCGGUACCACCUCUGACCUCAUGAACACCUUUUAUCAUGGCCACCAAUGACGUGGAUGACCCGUGGUUUUGGGAUGUGGGCCGAGUUUGUCAGGAGCUCACCACGGACGAUCGAUCAUGGAACCCUCCUGCGCUGUCAUCGCCCAAUCCGGAGUCACUUCGUCGCAAGCUAUUUGAACACGGUGUGGAUGGAAUGGUCCUCAUUUCAUCACACUUCACAAGGAGAGAUCUGUCCAAUACUUUCAAGAUCUUCGUUAUCAACCAGCAGACCUGGCUUCUCGCCGCUAUCACACAAUUCCAAUGGAGCAGUCCCGAGUAUUUGUCGCGAUACCCGUCUCCUGCUUACAGCUUGGUGAACUGGCUUCAAGAUUUCCAACAGGUAGCUGCGAGGCUCAGAAGUUUAUAUGGAAUCCCUGCUCCUGCCUCCAACAAUCUAGGGAACUCGCUUUCGCAACCAGGACCUCAGCCAGGUCUUCCUGCCUCUACAAUCGCUGCUGUAACUCCGAACCCAGUGGCUAACCCAUCGGUACCUCAAAUCGCUCCUCCUGGUUCCAAAGUCAAUUCUGGUGCAACAGACUCGUCACAAGAUACGUCCGCUGCUACGGGCGAACUGAAUACAGACGGUGAUCUGCAUCAUGAUGGCGAGGAAGAAGCCAAUAGUGGACAAGGAUCAGAUGAGCCAGUUGCAAAGCGUCACAAGAGUGGCAGUGCAGACCCUACGGCCGAUUUCGCUCCUCUGUUUGUAAAUGGUGCCCAAGAAGAUGCUGGCUCUGCUAAGGAUUUGAUUGACCUUGUUCCAUCACCAGAACCUAGCACUGUCGAUCUUGAAUCAAGUGUUGAGCCAGAUAGCCAUGUUAUCGAAGACCGCAGUCAUGGGUUAUCUCCUCAAGCUGACGCUGUUCUCGACUCGGAAAGUGGUGUCCGAGUCUCUAGUGCCAAAUAUGAUGACGACCAUCCUAGCAAUACACCACCCAGCCCAAGUACUCCUGUGGUUCCUGAAGCUGCAGCUACCAUUCCUGCGGCCCAAGGCGACUCCCAAGUCUCGUCUUCACAAUCAGAGGCGGAGCCGCUAGUCCAGAAGCAACCCAAGAGAUUGGCUCUUGGAAUGCUCACCCAUGUUGGCGAAAUCGACCCAAACAGAAAUCGCGCCCUUCCUACCUAUGAGGACGACAUCCUUGGGCUUGAUAUCCCCGACUCUAGUGCUGUCAAUCGUAAGAGAGUCGCUCCUCAACUCUUACCAACUGACAGCGAAGUGUACGCGAAGUCUGCGUGGGCAGUUUCAGAAGAAGAUAUCGGUAGCGAUCAAUCGGAUGUCGAGGCAGCUAAUCAGCUUCACCAAGAGCAAUCUGAUCAUGAGGAAUCUGAGCCAUCAGAAAACCCAGUUGUUCUUGCGCAAAUCCUCCCUACUCCGCAGCCUGUAAUCCCGCAGCCUGCGACUCAUGCCCGUCGUCGUCGUGCUCGAGCUGCCAAGUAUCUCCCAAUGAAUAAGCUGCCAGUAGAUGAUAUCUUCUACGGCAAGGUACCGUUUGGUGCCGAUCUGCCAGUUGAUUCUAUUGAACCUGAAGACAAGUACUUCAGUCAUGUGAAGUCACACCACAUCCCACCCGGUCAAGUCCGGUAUGUUGGCAAGAUGAUCCGAAACUACAUAUUGAGUAAGCAAGAUCUGGACAGAACACCAAGAGCCUCUGGAACAAACUUCUCGAAUGACUUGCUGGCCGUUGAUAUCUUGCGAGAUGCAGAAGGGAAGCAGAUUCCCGCAGUCGUUGUCGAUUCAUCUAUAUUCAUUGAUGCUGACUGGGAGGCUUUUGUGCCGGGAUCCGAUGAAGGAUUCCAGGUGGCACAAAAUUCAGAGGCUGUAUCGAGAGACUCACAUGUUGUAUCUGGUAUGAUCUCUGAGCAAGAUACACUUCCUGCAGUAGCAUCUGAGACAACGAACUCUUGUGAGGGCCCUGACGAAGAGGAAGUUAAGGAUGACAGGGUUUUCACCCGGUUUACUGCCGUUCGUACCUAUCAUGAAGGCGAUGGGAAGAUUGGAUUCAUGACUUUACUCAACACACCUUCCUUCACUCUGUAUUAUACUUCUCCAGAAGGCACCGUUCGUGCUAGACGCGAGAAGCUGGUCGAUUGGCCUGAGCUCAUGGGACGCCAGAACCAUGAGGACUUCGUAGCUCACGAUCCCCUGCAACUAAUCGGCCGUCGCCCCGAAUUAGACCCCGAUUCCCUCCUUCACUGGGAAACUGGAAGUAAUGAGAACUUGCCUGGGUGGGGCGAGUCUGGGCAGGAAGGAUGUUAUGAUACAGACACCUGGAAAGAGAUUGAUAGAGAGCGAGGUGAUAUUCGUCGUCGUCGUACAAGAUUGAGAGGAACUCAUCUUAAUCCUAUCCAGCUCAAAAACAUUUGGAACCAGGCAGUUAACGAUUACAUCGAGAAGUGGCAGCAGCAGAAAUUGCCGAAGCUUGAGAAAACAGCCGCUGGUAUCUGGUUGGGCUCUCGCAGAACACGUACCAAGCGAGUCCAAAUUAAAGCCGCUCAGAAUGAUCUCCAACAUCUCCAAAAUCGCCUUGCCAAUCAACAGGCCGAAUUUGAUAGUAUCGCAUGGUCUAGCUGGACUCAAGCUCUUAGAGGCUGCAGAAACAUGGAGUUGACUGUGUUCGGUAUCCAAACUUUGGAAUGGACGAUCGAUACACUCCAGCAGAAGACCAGUCCUGGGGUGCCAUUUGUGCGUCUUUCGAAGCGCGUGUCCAAACCAAAGACCAAAGCUUCCAGAGCUGCGGCUGACACAGACGAUGACUUAGAAGAUGAUAUGGAAGGCUUCAUUACUGAUGACGAAGCCUUCGAUGCAGAAGGAAGCGGAGAAGAGGAAAUGGUUGAGGGCAUGCAGGACUCGGAUGAUGAGCUUGUCGAAGGCGAUCGCCCAAAUAAUGGCCAACAUUACCUGAACAGAUCCCUUGACGAUCCCAGAACUCCAGUUCGAAAAUCACAGUCAACUAAGCGAGUUUCAGAGGUCAUUGAUCUGACCGACUCACCACCUCUAGGACCGUGCGAUGUCGAUCUUAUUACUCCCGAAAAGAGAUUACCUGCUAUACAGAAGGCACAAAAAGUCAGGCUUUUGAACCGGAAGCCGAGCCCAAGCCCAAUUAUCAUCUCUAGCGACUCGGAGGCAGUGGAGCUGCCACCGUUCACGAACCCAAUGGCCAUUGCGGAGUUCCCCUUUGAGCACUGGGAGAAAGCUGGAGACAGACACCGACUGUUGAUCCGUAUAUUCUAUAAACUGCGAGACCCACAACAUAUUCUUCAACUAUUCGCUAGCUGUAAUGAAGAGAAGCUUUGGAAUCUCAUGUGCGAAGUUGUGCGAGCUCUUCAAGUAGGCAGCGAGGAGGUCGAUGACAUGCACUCUACUACCUUCAACCAACUCUCUGCAAUUGCUCAAGUCCUUGCUAUGUACAUGGAAUGCAAGUUUGUGGAAUGGGGACGAGAGAUGCACGAGGUGCUGUGCGAAGUUUUGCUAGGUGCGGAAGGUUGGUGGCCUGGCUUUUACAAGCAUUGCUCACGCAUGGAAAGGUAUCUGGAUGGCUCAUAUGUUCCUGAACCUCGAUCACCUUCAUUGCCAAGCAACUUCGACAGACUCAAGCUCAAGAAGCGCCAGAUUUCCGAGAGCGACGACGAUGACGAAGACGAAGGUCCCACGAAGCGUCGACGCGUUAGAGGCUCUACUGAUGCCGACGAAGAUGACGGGGCCUUUCCUGCAACCUUGUCACCUCACAGCACACGCAAAAGGCCAGUAAUUGAGGACAUGAACGCUCGCGAGGCUCGUAAGAGAAACGCGGAGCGUAUAGCCGAACAAGAACGUCGUCGGACCAUCCUCAAGGCUAAGCUUGCCGAAUCGGGUAACACUCUUGGGCAAGGAAAGACUAAACACAUUAUCAAUGAUGCUGCUACACUCGAUCAAGGACAUGUAUAUGUCAACGAGGAGAUUGGCCAUCGCAUCAAGGAACACCAAGUUGAUGGCGUCCGUUUCAUGUGGAACCAGAUCGUUGCAGUUGGCACUGAACACUCGAUGCAAGGCUGUCUCUUAGCCCACACCAUGGGUCUUGGCAAGACCAUGCAAGUCAUCACUCUUCUAGUUGCAAUCUCAGAGGCAGCCUCGUCCUCCGACCCAUCAAUUUCCUCUCAGAUCCCCUCUAGUCUGAAAGGUACGCCGAAAACCCUUGUUCUUUGCCCACCAGGUUUGAUUGAUAAUUGGAUGGACGAACUUCUUUACUGGACCCCUGGAAGUACCUUGGGUGAAUUCUGGAAAAUCGGCAGUUCUCUUUCUGUGAAGAAUCGCUUGCAAUAUAUUUCUGAAUGGCAUAGUGCUGGUGGAGUUCUCAUUGUUGGCUACGAGAUGCUUCGCAACCUCGUUCAAAACAAGACAACCGCUACUCGCCAAGCCCCACUUACAGUGGAGGAACAUAAGCGAGUCCUUGAUGAGAUUCUGAAUGGCCCCGACAUAAUCAUCGCCGACGAGGCUCACAAGCUCAAGAAUGCCAAAUCCGGCCUUGCUUCUGCCGCCUCAGGCUUCCGAUCCAGAUGCCGUAUUGCUCUCACAGGUUCUCCUCUCGCCAACAACGUUGAGGAAUAUCAUUCAAUGAUUGAAUUUGUGCAGCCUGGUUAUCUUGGUGGCGUUGUUGAGUUCCGUAGCAAGUACAAGGAACCCAUUGAGGAAGGUCUAUUCGCAGACUCGGAUUCUUUCCAACGUCGAACAGCCUUGAAGAUGCUGGGUGUUCUAAACAAGGAACUCGCACUUAAGGUUAACAGAGCUGACUUAUCAGUCCUGCGAAACGACUUGCCACCGAAGAAAGAGUUUGUGAUUUCUGUGCCACUCACAGAUAUUCAGCGCAAGGUCUACUCAUUAUAUGUCAAAUAUCUGAAGGUUAGCGAUAACCAGCUCACCAAAGAUGGUGAGGUUAAACAGACUACACUUUGGUCUUGGCUCGCGACGCUUUCCUUGCUUUGCAACCACCCGUACUGCUUCGAUGCCAAGAUGAAGGAGGGCAAGGAAGCUCCAUCAAAGCAGGCCACUCCAGAAAAUUCGACUGACGAUGAUCUCACAGCCAAGUUGAUCGACGUCCCCCUUGCUAAAACAGGGCUCUCGACAACAUUCAUCGAAGAGGUUACGAGACUGUUUGCAGAUGAGGAUCUCACUCAAGUAAAUUUGUCAAACAAGGUCGCAGUGCUGUGUCAGAUUUUGGAUGCCGCAAAGGAGGCUCGCGACAAGACUUUAAUAUUCUCUUCUUCAAUUCCGACGUUGAAUUUCCUGGAAAAUCUCUUUAAGAGACAAGGUCGCACACUAGCUCGGCUUGAUGGUAAGACUGCAAUGGCAAAGCGUCAGCGCCUCAUCAAGAAGUUCAAUAAGGGAUAUGACGACGUCUUCCUCAUAUCGACAACUGCCGGUGGGCUUGGUUUGAAUCUACAGAGCGCUAACCGGGUCGUCAUCUUCGAUUUCAAGUACAACCCGAUCCAAGAGGAGCAGGCUGUGGGGCGCGCAUUCCGCAUUGGGCAGUCGAAACGAACAUUUGUCUACCGCUUUGUCUGCGGAGGCACAUUUGAAGACAAUGUUCACAACAAGACGGUUUUCAAGUCUCAGCUUGCUUCUAGAGUGGUUGACAAGAAGAGCCCCUUGGCCUAUGCGAAGAAGAAAUUUGGGGACUUUCUUUUCGAGCCAAAGGACCUUCCACAAAAGGAUCUUUCCCAGUUUCGAGGAAUGGAUCCUGAAGUUCUAGACAAAAUUCUUGCAUCUCAAGCUCAGAGAUCCACAAUCCGCUCUAUUGUUCAGACCGAUACUUUCGAAAUGGACGAUGAAGAUCGACUCACGCCUGAAGAACAGAAGGAGGUUGAUAGGAUGUGUCGGGAACUCGAACUUCAGCAGGCCCAGCGGCAAGCCCAGCAACUUGCUGAUCGUCGACGUCCGAGCCCGACUUUGAUGCAAGUUGACUCUUCCAUGCCGCCACAGCUUCAGGCACAUCGCUCUGCCCGGUCCAUGAAACAAUCAGGCCCAUCUACAGCCGCACAGUUUUGCAUUCAGCACGUAAAUCCGUCUGUGAACCGACCUGCCCCCCCUGCUAUGUCUGCACCACAUUCCGCUGGCCAUGAAAAACCCGGCAAUGAAACCCCGAUCCGUCCACCAUUAAAAGCUCCUCGAGGACCUACUACUCCAUCUUCGAGCGCCAGAACUUAUUCAGCUGUCGCCUCUGGUGGCAAUGACCGGAGUAAUCCUCCAAUCAUGGGUGCUAACACACGCGCACUUUCCCAGACCCCGCCUCCAUACAGAAAGGCCGAAGAGGCUCGCCAUCAAGCAAACAUGAUUUCUACUCCUGGACCUGGCAAGGAUAGGACUGGGCGGAGCACGCCUACAGCCACUUCCAAUGGUGGAUCUAGUCAGUCAAAACAACUUGAGUCCGGUACCAGACUCUUCCCCAUCAUCGCCAGUGCAUACAAAUCCAGUGACCCGAUGGCUUCAGCUGCCUCAGGUGCCUCGCGAAUUUCUGACGAUGUUUACGAGAUAGCCAAGUCUGUGAACGACGACAUCAGAGCCGCCAUCCAUAAGCGAUUUGCACGUUGCGAUGACCGUGAACAACAGCUACGCUUGGUAUUGGAUGUUCUUAGCAAGAACCCUGCAACAUGUUGCCAACUCAUCGAAUCCAAAUUGAGCGGUGAUGACUUUGUCCAAAGUCUUUUGGGCCGUGGACCUAGCUCUGCUCAACAAUCAGUAUGCAUUUCCCAAUCUUCUACAUCUCCUUUCAGACGUGAGGCACAUGCUGUUGGAAGUUCCCAGAGUACUCUGAUGACUUCAACUUCACAGCCAAUGUCAGACCUUCAUCACACGGCCAGAGAACCAAAGUUCGAUACCUUCUCUCUAAAUGAGCUCGAGCGUUACUUAUGUAGCAAAAAUUUGAGCAUCAUUGGAAGUAGACAGGAAUUGAUAGAACGCUGCAGAGAUCAAGACCCAAAUUUGAUCCUUGCAAACGAUACGAGCCAUGAGGUUCUGGCUGAGAAACAGCAUGGAGGCACAGGGAACGGCGAUGCUGCAGAGAUUAUACCUGCCAUAGCACCAGCCGUAGAGUCUGCUCCAAGCAAAAUUGGCAACAACUUCACCCGACUUUUGAUGCGGAUGUUCAGUUCCGAGCGCUAACGCAAUACGAAUUUAGUCCGCUAUGUUCCAGGCGAUGAAUAGUCAAUUCUCAAGCUCAAAAUCUCGCCGAGACGUCUCGACUCCUAAGGCGACCAAGACCGACGAUGACGAACUCAUGGCUCGGAUCAAUCGCAACCGUCUUGCUAAGGGAGAACCCCCAGUUUCCAAGUCAUCCAAGACUCAUGGUCAGUUCUAGCAGCUCACCUAUAAUGGUUUAAUGGGGGCCAAAGAGUGUGUACUCCCCGACGGUGUUGCAAAGUUUUCCCUUCUAUUCCUUCAUUCUCCAAGAAUGACUGAGCACGCAUGGUGGCCUUUGCAUCGAAAUGGAGCUGCACAACCUCUCUGUUUUUACUUUCCUUUUCCUCUUCAUGCACCUUCACUUAUUCAAUUUUUCUGCUCUCUUGGAGGACUUCAUUGACACGAGGCGUUAUGGGAAAGAUACCACUGCAUGGAACAAUGUUACUUCAGACAGCGCAUUGGUGCUUUUAUUGAUGCAUUGGCGUAUCUAGAGAAGGCUAGCAAACAAGGAUGGCCUUUUUUGGUCAGAAUCAACAGAUAUGCGUACUUCGAUAGAGUUUGGUAGAUGUAGUCUACGCGCGGAUCUCUUUAGGACGGUUGGUUGAAGAGCUCACACGCGAAGGCAAACUACAGAAUAGAAGCAUCUACCUAAACACUCCUUCCACUGUCUCAGAUGUGAUUCGAACAGUAUAUACUGGGGUUUGCGGUGCAGACAGACCCUACACAGGAGAAAUUUCCCACCGGACACUACUUUAGUCUUCCAGGAACCUGGCAAGUCAAAUAUAAGAACGAACGGCUUAAGGCCAACGUAUGUAGCACUGAAACGGCUUUUGAGACAGGUUUUUAAUCAAAAGAGUGUGCGCAAAUGAUUGUAUUCCAAUUGUUGUUUCUUCUGAUCGAUAAGUACAAACGAGAGCAAAUCUAUCUUCGAUUAAAGCAACAACUAAACUAUGACACAUUACGUCCAAUUCUUACUAU